UUGAUGGGAGCAUAAAUAUUUGAUUGUAAUUUGUGGUAAAGUAACUACCUAAAAGUAACAGAAGAAACGCCACCGAGUAAAUGAGUAGUGCUGUUCUGUCUCUUCUUUAUUUCCAUUUUCUUCACUCUCUGUCUCUCUUUGAAAUAACUUCCUCCACUUUCCCUCCGCCGCCAUGUCGCCGUCCUCCGCCGUCCACGGCGGAAGCCACCGCUGCCUCCGCGAAGAAACCAACGGCUACGGCAAUGACCACGCCGAAAUGCCCGUUCCCUCGACGGCCUCCUCGUCGCUGCGCAGCCUCGUCGAGGCGGUUCCGUCGAAGGAGCGGGAGAAGGUCCGGCGAAUCCUCGUGGCUUCCGCGAAGGGUUUCUCGAUCGGAGCCGGCAUCAAGGGCGGCCUCGCGCUCUUCGCGAUCGUGGCGCGGUUGACGCGGAAAAAGCCGCCAAGGAAGGGGAUUGUGGAUACGAACGGCGAAGCAAUUGUGGCGGCGCUGAAGGAGACGCUGAGAUACGGUUUGUUUCUCGGAACCUUCGCUGGCACGUUCGUGUCCACCGACGAGGUUAUCGGUGCUCUCGCCGGUCACCGUAGGACAGCGAAGUGGAGGGCUUUUAUAGCAGGGGCGGUUGCGGGGUCGUCGAUGCUUCUGACGGGAUUAGAGGAUCAGCACACGAGUUUGGCGAUUUACAUUCUCAUGCGUGCUGCUGUCUUGGCGUCUCGUUGUGGGAUUAAGAGCAAACGGUUUGGGAAAAUUUGUAAGCCUCUCACGUGGAAGCAUGGUGACAUUUUCCUCAUGUGUCUCUCCUCCUCACAAAUAUUGUCUGCUUAUAUACUAAAGCAAGACAGUUUGCCAGCUUCAUAUAAAUCCUUUCUCAAUAAACACGGUGGAAAGGAUCCAGUUAUCUUACAAGGUGUAAAAGAUAUAGCCAGUGGCAAGCCUUUCACUAAUUUGGGUGCAAUAGAGAAAUACUACAAGACCAUGGGUGUCGAUGUGAAAUUAAAACCAAAUAUGAAAGUCCCAUGCUCGAUUGUACAUGGGAAUCAAUCAUGCAGCGGACACAUUGUUUCUUUUCUCUUUCAAGCUUACAAAAGAGCACUACCUGUUUAUCUUCCAGUUUAUCUGAUACCUGCACUUAUAGUUCAUAGAAAAGGACUUUCAAAAAGGCCCUACACAAUAUUAGCCAAAGGUCUUUUUGGCACAGCAAGAUCAAGCUUGUUUCUGUCUGUUUAUUGCUCUUCUGCCUGGAUGUGGACGUGCUUUCUCUUCAGAAUUUUUAGAAGAUGUAACAUUCCAAUGGUGGCCAUGGGAACGUUCCCGACCGGCCUUGCCUUGGCCAUUGAGAAGAAAAGCAGGCGAAUAGAAAUAUCAUUAUACUGCCUUGCCCGAGCCAUCGAGAGUUUCUUCACAUGCGUAGCUGAUGCAGGAUAUUUGCCACAAUCAAGAAGGAUCAAGAGAGCUGAUGUGGUGGUUUUCAGCUUGUCAACAGCCAUUAUAAUGCAUUGCUAUGCAGAGGAGAGGGAAGUGUUUAGAUCCAAAUACUUAAAUGUCCUUGAUUGGGUAUUUGGUGUACCUCCUCCUCCAUGUGAAACCCCACGAUGCAAAGAAGGGUAGGUGCAAGUGCUAGCCCAGCAGGGUAUUUUAUCUUCAAAAAUUGCCCUCGUUGUUACAUGAUUUUGCCUUCUCAAAGUGAUUGGUUGGCUGGAACCUGAAUUUUUCAGGAAACACACAUCCUAACGCAUUGUUUCCAACACAUUUUUUAUUAUUGGGUAUAAUUCAUGUGUUCCUAAAUAAUGAACUCAUCAUUUGACGGAACUCGUGAUUUUUACUCAAUAGUCAAUAGUGUAUUGAAAUGAGUGUUAAUAGUACAUCAGAAUCCUUAGCCUCUUCCUAAAUAAGGCCCACCCUUUCCAUUUUAAAAUCAGUUUUAAAUAUUUUUUUUAUACAUUAAGUGACGGUUUUGGAUUUCAAUAAAGCAUUAUAUUUUUUAUUUCA
This is a messenger RNA of Cajanus cajan (pigeon pea), 1987 nucleotides long. RefSeq lists its product as uncharacterized. The record is from RefSeq and is a predicted model, not a curated record. NCBI's taxonomy places the organism in Eukaryota, Viridiplantae, Streptophyta, Magnoliopsida, Fabales, Fabaceae.